Carya illinoinensis is the source of this 756-nucleotide messenger RNA. RefSeq lists its product as uncharacterized. NCBI's taxonomy places the organism in Eukaryota, Viridiplantae, Streptophyta, Magnoliopsida, Fagales, Juglandaceae. The record is from RefSeq and is a predicted model, not a curated record. Bases 1 to 756 code for a protein of 251 amino acids. The transcript has a single exon.
AUGGCCGCCGACGGGGUUUUGCAGCCUCCGGCUGGCCCCCACAGGUCCUUCGCUGAUCUGGUUUCGGCCGUUCCACAGCCCCUGCCUGAGAUGGAGGUGGCUUUUCGUCCUCCAAAGAUAGUAGAUGGAGAAAUCAUUUUUCACUUCUCGGCAGAGGAGAUUGAGCGCACUGCUACUCCUUUCCAAUACUCAAUGGUGAUCAAAUUCCUCCGCCCACGACCUUCACUUGAUGAUAUCCGUGUGUUCAUUCGAUCUAGAUGGGGUCUGUCCAGCAUGCCAGUCGUCUCCUCCAUGCAGCAACCGCGCCAUGUUUUUGUCCGGAUGUCCAACGAGGAAGACUUCAAUAAAGCACUUUCAAGAGACUCUUGUGACGUUAAUGGUUGUCCAUACCGGCCUUUUGUCUGGAAACCAGACUUUGAUGAAAGCUUUGAGUCCCCUGUUGUUCCGGUUUGGGUCUUUUUACCAGGACUUCCUCCAAAUUUUUUCCAUGCUUCAAUUCUUAAGGUUUUGACAGCACCGAUUGGGAGAUUCAUUCACCGUGAUAAUUCGACGAAGUGCGCAACCCGAACAGAUGGAGCAAGGGUGUGUCUUGAGGUUAAUGCAUCAAAGGAUCCUAUUCUACACUUUUGGAUAGGCAGUCCUGGUUUACCUGGAAGUCGACGGCAAGGGGUAGUGUAUGAAACGUUGCCCGCUUACUGUUCUAACUGCAGAUGCCAAGGCCAUAAUUUGAAGACCUGUCGUCGAGGUAAUGACUAG